Molecule: messenger RNA, 1287 nt
Organism: Polychytrium aggregatum
Lineage: Eukaryota; Fungi; Chytridiomycota; Chytridiomycetes; Polychytriales
Product: t-SNARE
Exons: 10
Coding region: 258-1202 (314 amino acids)
Biological process (GO): vesicle fusion; exocytosis; intracellular protein transport
Cellular component (GO): plasma membrane; endomembrane system; SNARE complex
Molecular function (GO): SNARE binding; SNAP receptor activity
Source: RefSeq, a predicted model, not a curated record
UAGCCUCAGCAAGCGGAUUAUAUUGAGGCCGGAGCGCCAAUCGACGUCAUUCAGCUAGGCAGCCGAUCAACACCAGUCAAUCCGUGCGUUGAAGUGUCCCGUUGCAAAAUGAGUCCGCUGGGCAGCCAAAAAGCCCUCCUCAUCAAAUCUAUCGAUUCUCGGCUCCCUCGCGCUCCAUCCAGUGGACUCGUUGGGUCGGAUCUCAUUAACUAUCACGCCCAUCAAUACACUGUGGUUUGACCAGCACAAAUCUCGAAAUGAGGGACCGACUUCAAGACCUCAACAAUAACCCUCCCGAUGGUGGUAGUAAAGCACCAGCCGGCGAAAAGCCUGAGAAGGCCGAAAAGGCAGAGAAAAAGGACAAAGAGAAGAAAGGAGCCCAAGGUGGAGAGCCACAGGAUAAUGUCAUGACCGGCUUCUUCGACGAGAUCGGCGGAAUCAAUGACUCAAUAGCGACAAUCAAGAACAACAUCGAGCAGAUCGAGGCGCUCCACAACAAGGCCUUGAACACCAUCAGCGAAGAUCAGAGUACCCAAAACGCCAAGGAGCUCGACAAAUGGAUGGACAAGACCAACAAGCUGGCGGCCGAUAUCCGGAACAGACUAAAAGCGAUGGAUGCGAAGAACAAAAAAUUGUCGGUCGAGAAUCCCGGAUCAAGCGACAUCCGCAUUCGCAUCAACCAGCACUCUGCAGCGGCCAAAAAGUUCCUCGAUGUCAUGACCGAAUACAAGGACAUUCAGAAGAAGUACCAGGACAAAUACAAGCAACGAAUGCAGCGCCAGUUCCUGAUAGUGAAACCCGGGGCGACACCAGAAGAAGUCGAAAAAAUGAUGGACGGAGACAGUGGCCCCGUCUUUGCCCAGCAGAUCAUGCACAGCGGACAGAAAGCAGAAGCAAAGAAGGCCUUGCAAGACAUUCAAGAUCGACACCACGACAUUCAAAAGAUCGAGCAGUCCAUCAUUGAACUACAACAACUGUUUAUCGACAUGGCUGUGCUCGUCCAAGCACAGGGCGAGAUGCUCAACCAAAUCGAAAUCCACGUGGAAAAUGCCAAGGACCAUACGGACCAAGGAGCCAAGGCUUUGCACCAGGCCGUAAAGCUGCAGAAGAAAUCCAGAAAGAAAAUGUGCAUCAUCAUCGUGUGCCUGAUCCUCCUGAUUGUGGGAGUGGGUCUGGCAGUAUACUUCCUGACGAAGCAUUAGACGGGGCCCACAUGAGACGGAACCCACCCCGGCUUGCUUUUGAAUGUCGCUUUUUGGGGGCCCAAAUACACACAUUCGUCGCUCG